Messenger RNA from Naegleria lovaniensis, 1578 nucleotides. RefSeq lists its product as uncharacterized. The record is from RefSeq and is a predicted model, not a curated record. NCBI's taxonomy places the organism in Eukaryota, Heterolobosea, Eutetramitea, Acrasida, Naegleriidae. The transcript has a single exon. Bases 1 to 1578 code for a protein of 525 amino acids.
AUGUUCAAACGAGAUCAUAUCCACAACAACAACAACAUAGAUACUCCUCAAGAGGAGUUGGACAUGUCACCAAAAAUCAAGAAACAAAAAUUGGUACCAAUGACAUGCGUGGACGAAAAGAAUGACGACAAACUUCAUGUGCAUUUGAUUCUACUUGAUUUUUCCAAUUCAUCAUUGAAUGUUCCUAUUCAUAAGGAAAUAUUAUUAUUGAAACAGAAAUUCUCAUUACAACAAGAAGGUAAAAAGAAAUGGCUUUUGAAGAGAGAAUUGAAAUAUCAGAAAUUCUUUCCAGUCGAAUUCAUGAACGAUCCUGAAUUUGUGUUGAAUCAUAUUAAAAAGUUUGGAUAUGGAUUGGAAUUUGCAUCCACACAAUUAAAACAAGAUCGAGAAUUUGUGUUGAAAGUGGUUCAACACAAGGGCUCAGAAAUUGAAUUUGCUAUUUGUGAUGAAACAUUUCUCAGUGAUAAAGAAGUGAUAUUGGCAGCAGUAAAGGACGAACCAUUGGUAGUGGAAUAUGUCUCUGAAGAGUUGCUGGAUGAUCAUGAGUUUGUGUUGCAACUAGUGAAACAAAAUGGUCAAGUGUUGCAGUAUCUCGAUGACAUGGUCCAUCAAGAAGAUAUUAUUUUAGAAGCUGUGAAACAAAAAGAACAAGCACUCGAAUAUGCUUCGAAGGAUUUUCUCAAAGAUACCAAGUUCAUGUCAACAGUUUUUCGAUUCAUAUUUCCAGAAUUGGAAACUUUUGAUUAUUCCAACAAGGAGUGCAUGAUCCAAGUAGUUCAAAAAUUUGGGUACUUGCUUGAAUUUGCGAGUGAUGAACUUAAAAACGAUCGAGAGGUUGUUCAACAUGCAGUCACAAAUUACGGAAGUUCCAUUCAGUUUGCUUCGGAUACGCUCCUACACGAUCGACAACUGGCAUUUCUUGCCAUCAACGAAUAUUAUGGAGCAUUCAAAUACCUAUCUGAAGAGUUUAAGAAUGAUAAGGAAAUAGUGUUACAAGUGGUCAAACAACCUAGAAAUACCACUAUUCUUCAACAUGCUUCUCAAGAGUUACGGAAUGACAAGGACGUGGUGUUAGAAGCUGUCACUCACUAUGGAAAUGAUCUUGAAUACGCAUCCAAAGAGUUGCAAGACGAUCGACAAGUGGUAUUCGCUGCCAUUAAACAAAAUGGGAAGUCUCUUGCGUAUGCGUUUUACAUGUUGCAACGGGAUCGAACGAUGGUUCUGGCGGCCGUUCAACAAAACAAGAAUGCCUUGAAAUUUGCUUCCAGGAUGUUAGCGAAAGACAAAGAUUUUGUCAUGUCCUUGAUUCAGUAUGGAUGUUUCAUGACAGCACUCGAACAUCAUGGGUUGGGAUUCGUUGGAAUCGGGUAUAGCUGUUCAGAUAAGGAAAUCAUGUUAAAAGCUGUGAAAAACGAUGGAUCAGCGUUGAGUUUUGCAAGUGAAGAAUUGCAUGAAGAUCCAGAGCUUGUUUUCGAGGCACUUCAAUGCAAUGGUUUUGUGUUAGAGUAUAGUGAUGAAUUAUAUCGUGAAAGAAUGAAAUAUUGCUAUGACGACGCUUAUUUGGGACCAAGGAACUGA